This is a messenger RNA of Thelazia callipaeda (thelaziosis nematode), 594 nucleotides long. The record is from the annotation of a GenBank genome assembly. NCBI's taxonomy places the organism in Eukaryota, Metazoa, Nematoda, Chromadorea, Rhabditida, Thelaziidae.
AUGAUAAUUAAGUUGCAUGGGGAGAAAUCUGCUGUUUUGGCGUGUUUUGCUGCAUUGUUAAUAUUCACGUACUGGAUUUCAUUAGCACGAUGGCUUUCCUCAAAAUUGAAAACGUUUAUUUACUGGAAAUUUCGAAACGAAGAAGACGAAAGAAUCAGAGUCUUAGCAUUGGAAGUAAAGCAGGUGAAAGCUGAGUUAGAUCACAUUUCACCAACUGCUCAGUUUGCUGCUUAUUUCAAGAAGGAACGGUAUUUGAAAAAGUUACUGGAAGAAUUAAAUACAUUAACCUUCAAUCGUUUCAAAGUAUCUGGUAUUUUGUCGACUGUGUUGUUAAUUAUUUGUGGAAUAAUAGUGCAGUUAACGGCUAUACUGUUAAUGAUCUAUUCGCGCGGUGUCAUAAUUGGAUAUAUCAAUGCCAAUUUUUUCUGGCCAUUUAAUUGUCUGCUGUAUGCUCCAAAUUUUUCACCUCCAUAUAAUGCGAAUAAUAAUUACAGAGAAACACCAAUAACCCUUUUUGCAUUUCUAUCACUGAUAACGUUUGUUUGGAGAAAUGCAUUUUCAAAAUUACGCAACAAAAAAGGAUUGAAAAUAUGA